Molecule: messenger RNA, 6872 nt
Organism: Centrocercus urophasianus (Greater sage-grouse)
Lineage: Eukaryota; Metazoa; Chordata; Aves; Galliformes; Phasianidae
Gene: ATP7B
Product: ATPase copper transporting beta
Exons: 21
Coding region: 189-4781 (1530 amino acids)
Biological process (GO): copper ion homeostasis; monoatomic cation transport
Cellular component (GO): membrane; trans-Golgi network; perinuclear region of cytoplasm
Molecular function (GO): P-type divalent copper transporter activity; copper ion binding; ATP binding
Source: RefSeq, a predicted model, not a curated record
GCGAGCAGUGUACACAAAGAUCACAGGUUACAUCUGGGAUUUCAUUAUGCAUGCCUAAUGAGCACGUUGAUGAGAACUCCCCAGGCCGUCGUAAAAGUAGCUGAAAAAAGAACUGCUGAUAAGGCACUGAAUAGCUUCUCUUGUAAAGCUUUCCUUUGGAGCUGAGAUCUUUAAAGCCGGCAAAGAUAAUGGAGAGAAAAUUGGACAAUAAAAUGCGAAGGGAGCUGUCCUGCCUCGCUACUUUAAACAACAAAAACAUAACCCUGGUGUCCGUUCGAAAGCGGCAGGCAGCUCACGAUGUGCCUGAACUACUGAUUAUUGGUGAAGGGUCCAAAGCGGGGUCUCCGCUAGAAGCAAGCAGGAAGUUGCAGAAAGAAGAGAAAGUUUUGCAGCGUAACUCCAUGGGAAUGCCAGAAGUCAGUACAACUGGAAGGCAGGUUUUGUCCAAUGCUGACUCUCCUCCUAGCUGCGCGCUGGAACCUGAAAUGAAACAGAAUUUUGCUUUUGACAACAUGGGCUACGAGGAGAGCUUUGAAGCCAUGCCCUCACCAUCUUCCCAGGAACGCACUGUUGCAGUCAAUGUGGUGGGAAUGAGUUGCCAAUCUUGUGUGCAGUCGAUAGAAGGACGAAUUUCCAAAGUUCAGGGUGUUGUGAGUAUUAAAGUCUCCCUUGAACUGAAUCAUGCUUUAGUAAAAUAUCUACAGUCAGAAAUAAGCGCUGAACAGAUUUGCCAAGAAAUAGAGGAUAUGGGCUUUGAUGCUAACAUAGCAGAAGAAAAGUUGGCACCGGUGUCUGUAAAUUUGCCGUGCUCGAGAGAAGCAGUAAUAAAGCUUCGGAUAGAAGGCAUGACGUGCCAGUCCUGUGUCACCAGCAUUGAAGGAAAGAUUAAGAAGCUUCACGGUGUGGCAAAAAUCAAAGUGUCACUCGGUAACCAGGAAGCAGUUAUUGCUUACCAUCCUUACAUCAUUCAGCCUGAGGAACUUAGGAGCCAUAUCAGUAACCUGGGGUACGACUGCACCAUUAAGAGUAAAUCGGCACCUUUGAAGCUUGGUGUGCUUGAUGCCAGGAACCUGCAGAGUGCAGACCCCAAGGAGAUGCCAGCAUCUCUUGAGAGUGAGGGUUUGCAUCCACUGGUUGCCAGCAAGAGCAGCACAGCUGCGGUGACUGUACAUAUAGAAGGCAUGCACUGCAAAUCUUGUGUCAGAAACAUUGAAGAAAAUAUAUCCUCUCUUCCAGGCAUACAAAGUAUUGAAGUCUCCUUGGAGCAUAAAUGUGCUGUUGUACAGUAUAGCCCAAAUUUAAUUACCUCGCCUGCUUUGCAGCAAGCUAUUGAAUCCCUUCCACCUGGGAACUUUAAAGUUUGCUUCCCUAAUAGUUCAGAAGCAAAUAGCCAGUCAUCUCCAUCUCCUGCUUUGGUAUUUGAUCUCUUCAGAGAGCCACUGAAAGACUCAACGUGCACAGCUGUUAUUAGGAUUGAUGGCAUGACCUGCAAUUCCUGUGUACAGUCCAUAGAAGGAACAAUAUCUCAGAGACACGGUGUGCAGCAUGUAGCAGUUUCUUUAGCUGACAAGACUGGGACCAUACAUUAUGAUCCAGCAAACACGAAUGGAGAGGAGUUGAGAGCUGCCAUAGAAGAAAUGGGGUUUGAUGCAUCUUUGCUGACAGAUAUUGGGGCAGGAGAAUACAAGCGUUGGCCUGAUGCCAGUAACACUGCGGCGCAGCCUCCAGUCCCAGAGCCUCCUGGCCAGGGUUGUGUCUCCGAUGCACUUCCAGACAGCCCUCAUCCUGAUGAGCCAAACCAGCCCAGUGGAGCAACAGCCAAGAAGUGCUUUUUACAAAUCACUGGCAUGACCUGUGCAUCGUGUGUGUCUACCAUUGAAAGACAUUUGCAGAAAGAAGAAGGUAUUGUUUCAGUGUUGGUAGCACUGAUGGCAGGUAAAGCAGAGAUAAAAUACGAGCCUGACUUCAUACAGCCUCUUGAAAUAGCACAGUUGAUCCACAACUUGGGUUUUGAAGCCACUGUCAUAGAAGAUCAAUCAGAAACAGAAGGAAAUGUGGAGCUGCUUAUUACAGGGAUGACUUGUGCUUCCUGUGUUCACAAUAUUGAAUCCAAACUUAUGAGAACAAAUGGCAUAUUCUAUGCCUCAGUUGCACUUGCUACUUGCAAAGCUCACAUCCAGUUUGAUCCUGAAAUUACAGGACCUCGAGAUAUUAUAAAAAUAAUUGAGGAAAUUGGCUUUCAUGCUUGUGUGUCUAGAAGAGUUCCAAGUACACAUAACUUGGAUCAUAAAAAGGAAAUACAGCAGUGGAGGAAGUCUUUUUUGUGCAGCCUUGUGUUUGGCAUUCCUGUCUUAAUCCUAAUGAUUUAUAUGCUAAUACCUGGCGGUGAGCACCAUGGGGCUAUGGUGCUGGAGCAGAAUCUCAUUCCUGGAUUAUCUAUUUUAAAUCUUCUCUUCUUUGUCCUGUGCACUUUUGUUCAGUUCCUUGGUGGAUGGUAUUUUUACAUACAAGCUUACAAGUCACUGAAGCACAAGGCAGCCAAUAUGGAUGUGCUCAUCGUUCUGGCCACAACGAUUGCUUAUGUGUAUUCAUGUGUGAUCCUGUUAGUGGCCAUAGUUGAAAAGGCAGAGGAAAGCCCUGUCACUUUCUUUGACACUCCUCCAAUGCUGUUUGUAUUCAUUGCCCUUGGGAGAUGGCUUGAACAUAUAGCAAAGAGUAAGACCUCAGAAGCUCUUGCUAAACUUAUAUCUCUUCAAGCCACGGAAGCCACUGUGGUGACUCUUGGACCUGACCACACUAUUAUCAGAGAGGAGCAGGUACCUGUUGAACUGGUUCAAAGGGGUGAUAUUGUAAAGGUUGUUCCAGGUGGAAAGUUCCCAGUGGAUGGGAAAGUCAUUGAAGGCAAUUCUAUGGCAGAUGAGUCUCUCAUUACUGGGGAAGCUAUGCCUGUCACUAAAAAGCCUGGGAGCACAGUGAUUGCUGGCUCUAUAAAUGCACAUGGCUCAGUUCUUGUUAAUGCAACUCAUGUUGGUAAUGAUACCACCCUGGCACAGAUUGUGAAAUUGGUGGAAGAAGCUCAAAUGUCAAAGGCACCAAUCCAGCAACUGGCCGAUAAGUUUAGUGGAUAUUUUGUUCCAUUUAUCAUCAUAAUUUCUACAGUGACUUUGAUAGUAUGGAUCACAAUUGGUUUUAUAAAUUUUGAUAUUAUUCAGAAAUAUUUUCCUAAUCAGAACAAGCACCUUUCAAAAGCUGAACUAAUACUGAGGUUUGCGUUUCAAACCUCGAUCACUGUGCUGAGCAUUGCAUGCCCCUGUUCUUUAGGCUUGGCUACCCCAACAGCUGUGAUGGUGGGCACAGGAGUUGCUGCGCAGAAUGGUAUUCUCAUCAAAGGCGGAAAACCUCUGGAAAUGGCACACAAGAUCAAGACUGUGAUGUUUGAUAAAACGGGGACCAUUACUUGUGGAGUUCCUAAAGUCAUGAGGGUUCUUCUGCUGGGAGACACAGCUGUGCUCUCUCUGAAGAAGGUACUGGCAGUGGUUGGCACUGCAGAAGCCAGCAGUGAGCAUCCUUUAGGAGUGGCGGUCACUAAAUACUGCAAAGAGGAGCUUGGCACUCAGAGCCUGGGAUACUGCACCAACUUCCAGGCAGUCCCAGGUUGUGGCAUCAGCUGCAAAGUAGGUGGUGUUGAGGCUGUCGUGGGUGUGGCUGAUGAGGGUGUUGAUAAGUUGGACGCUAACAAGAGUGGGGACAGCAGUGCUCUUCUGGGAGAUGACGCACUGAUCACACUCUCUGAAUCGAAUGGUUCAUCAUCUUCCCACACAUACUCAGUAUUGAUUGGAAAUCGUGAGUGGAUGCGACGGAAUGGCUUGCAUAUUGCAAACGAUGUCAAUGAUGCCAUGACAGACCAUGAAACUAAAGGACAGACAGCCAUAUUAGUGGCUAUAGAUGGUGUCUUGUGUGGAAUGAUUGCAAUCGCAGACACUGUCAAGCAGGAGGCAGCCCUUGCUGUGCACACACUGAAAAACAUGGGAAUAGAUGUGGUGCUGAUAACGGGUGACAACAGGAAAACUGCAAAAGCCAUUGCUACUCAGGUUGGGAUCAAAAAAGUCUUCGCUGAGGUUCUUCCUUCUCACAAAGUUGCAAAGGUCCAAGAACUCCAAAAUGGGAGGAGAAAGGUUGCGAUGGUUGGUGACGGAGUCAAUGAUUCCCCUGCGCUAGCCAGGGCCGACAUUGGAAUUGCAAUUGGAACGGGCACCGAUGUUGCCAUUGAAGCAGCAGAUGUUGUUCUUAUCCGAAAUGACUUGCUGGAUGUAGUUGCCAGUAUUCACUUAUCGAAGAGAACAGUGCGGAGAAUACGAAUAAAUCUGAUUCUUGCCUUAAUUUAUAAUCUGCUUGGAAUACCAAUAGCAGCAGGUGUGUUCAUGCCUGCUGGUCUUGUGCUUCAGCCUUGGAUGGGAUCAGCUGCCAUGGCAGCUUCUUCUGUCUCUGUCGUGCUGUCUUCCCUGCAGCUGAAAUGCUAUAAGAAGCCAGACACAGAAAGUUAUGAAGCUCAAGCUCAAGGCUGCAUGAAGCCGCUUACCCCUUCCCAAAUCAGUGUUCAUAUUGGAAUGGAUGACAGGAGGAGGGAUUCAUCCAGAUCGGCUCCGUGGGAUCAAAUUAGCCAAGUGUCUCUUUCUUCCUUGACUUCAGACAAGCUGCCGAGACAUAAUGGGUUUUUUGAGGAGGAAGGGGACAAAUGGUCACUGCUGAUGAAUGGAGGAGAUGAAGAACAGUACAUCUGAAGUGUUGUGUUCUCAGUACAGCAGGGAAUGUUCCACCUCACCGGUGACAACAGGGACUGAGUCAUGUCAUCAAGAGCCUCAAGGUUUUAAGUGUAAUUAUUCCUUUGGCUCAAAAACAAUUACUGUUCAGUUUUGUGUUGUAUAGAUUGUGGAUUUUUUCAGGUCACCAGUUAUUCCUAGUCACUGAAAGAAUCUGUGACUCUAUUGUGCUCAUUUGCACGUAGCAAUUAGUGAAAUAAUGUACAAUAGUAAUUUUCAGAGUCUAAUAGAGUUUCUGUCUUUUGGACUGUCUGCUGGGCACCAAAUUUCAUACUUCACACUCUUUCUAAGUUUAUUUUUUCAAGAGCACAUGAAGCAAAGAAGAUGUUCAUAGCCUUAAAGAUCUACGCCCAUGAGAAAAUAUCCACUGCGUAAGGAGCUCUGUGGUUGGAAUGCACAGAAUCCUAACUAGUCAUGUCAUUGUGGGAGCACUUUAUGCUUAGGAUUCAUGUGCAUCUUCUUGGACCAAAAAAACUUCAGUGUUUCACCGACUGUAUCUCUCUGAAAAGUCUCUUUCAAAGACUUUCACUUUCUUUCAACUAUCAAGCUCUUUUGAUGCACAUUUUUCACAGCUGAACUUGUUCUGUGAUUCCCACUGCUCUCUUAGACUUUCUCAUUUGCUCCGUAGGAGCUCUUUUUUCUUUCCUUUCUCCAACCAAGGCAUCUUCUAUGGUUUAUUACUAUGUUUACAGAUUAUCCCUGUUUGGGAUAAAUUCCUUUAAGUCACUAGCAAUUUUCCAUCUUAAGGAAACCUACAAAGGCAGAGCAAUUAGUGAUCUGAGUUAGUACAUAAUUUUCCUGUGGAUAUCUUGCAUGAUCCCUCAAAGUCCUGGAUAGUUGGCAGUUGGCAGUUUCUUUCCUCUGACCAAGUGAAGAAUUUCUGUCAGUGUGAACAAGGCUGGCAGUUACCACGGAGUGACUGGAAGCAGAACUGUGUCUACAGUUGGUGUGACUCCAGCAUGGCUGGAUGAAGUGAGUUCAUUACAUAAAUCAGCUUACAACCAGCUUCCUAGUUGCUUGAAGUGCAGCCAUGAGGUUAAAAAGGUUGAAAAGUGGCCUUAAAAUAAUGUGGGAAGUAACUAUUCCUGAUGACAGAAGAGUAUGAAGAUCUAUAAUAGCUUGAAUUUUAAGGUAAAUGGAUUUCUGUGUUAUCAAUUGGUUUCAACUUCCUUUUUUGCUCUAGUUUAAUAAGAAAUUAAGGUGCUGAGCAACUCAUCUUUCACUUCAAUGUCUUUACCAAAGCUGGCAGUAGCUUUAUCACUCUGAGUGUUGAAUUCAACCCUUAACACCAUUUAGAGUCGGGACAAUAGGAACCAACUGCUGAAGUGCACUGGACCUGGCCCUGUGGUGCUGCACUGCUGAACUGUGGGACUCUGACGUAAACAGCCCAGAGUUUUAUAUUUUGAUUUGAGAAAUGAAAGAACGGGAAUUACUGCACCAAGCAAUACGAGGUAACGUUCACUGACUUAAAUACAGAGUGGUUUCAAACAAGGAUUCAAGUCCCACUCCUCCUAAUUUUUUUUGUUGUUUGUUUUUACAAGACCCUGAAGCACCAGGCAGAUCUUCCUGUUCUCUCUUCCUCUUAAUAUUACAUUUGAGCUGUCACGAGAAAACAUCAACAGCAUUGUCUAAAAUACUCAUGUUUUAAAACUGUAAAAUCUCCUUAUACGCAGAGAUGACUUCCACAGCACUCACACUUCUCAGACAUCCCAUAAAUGCCUUUACGUGGCCUUUAGGGGAAGUCUACUGUUUCACUAUUCUGUGUUUUCUUACCAGUGCUUACAGUAAAAAAAAAAAAAUAAUAAAAAAAAAAAAAGGGUGUUUUUUUAAACAAACAAAACUUGUGUCUUGGCUUUUUUUUUUUUCCGUACCCUUCAAAAAAUACAACCUACCAAACAACCACAUAUAAACAGUAAUUGAUGGACUGUAGGAUGUAUGUGCAAAAUGCCUUUGCCAACAAGCAGUGCAGUUUGUAUGGCAUGCUCUACAAGUCCCUGAUCUUGACUUAGCGUGCUUGGCUCUGACAAAAAUAAAACCAAGAAAUUCAGUCUA